Messenger RNA from Chondrus crispus (carragheen), 1289 nucleotides. Its product is annotated as cysteine desulfurase IscS, mitochondrial precursor. Bases 1 to 1224 code for a protein of 407 amino acids. Gene Ontology annotation, molecular function: pyridoxal phosphate binding; cysteine desulfurase activity. The record is from RefSeq and is a predicted model, not a curated record. NCBI's taxonomy places the organism in Eukaryota, Rhodophyta, Florideophyceae, Gigartinales, Gigartinaceae. Gene Ontology annotation, biological process: [2Fe-2S] cluster assembly. The transcript has 2 exons. Gene Ontology annotation, cellular component: mitochondrion; cytosol.
AUGCUCGUCUCGACCCGCCCGGUGUACCUGGACAUGCAGGCCACCACGCCGGUCGACCCGCGCGUCACGGACGCCAUGCUGCCGCACCUCACCUCGCACUACGGCAACCCGCACUCGCGCACGCACUCGUACGGAUGGGACGCGGAGGCCGCCGUUGACAAGGCCCGCGCGCAUAUCGCGGCCCUCAUCGGCGCCGACCCGCGCGAGAUCAUCUUCACCUCCGGCGCCACGGAGAGCAAUAAUAUGGUCGUCAAGGGUGUCGCCAUGUUUUAUAAGUCGAGGAAGAAACAUAUUAUUACGACGCAGACCGAGCAUAAGUGCGUCCUGGAUAGCUGCCGAUGGCUGCAGCAGCGCGGCUUUGAGGUUACCUACUUGCCGGUGGGGAAGGACGGCAUUCUUGAUUUGGACCAGCUGAGAGACGCCAUACGCCACGAUACCGCCCUGGUGUCGGUCAUGGCUGUGAACAAUGAGAUUGGCAUCGUGCAGCCGUUGAACGAGAUUGGCGAGCUGUGUCGGGAGAAGAAGGCCUUCUUUCACACGGACGCGGCCCAGAUGGUCGGCAAAUUGCCGAUCAACGUCAACGACAUGAACAUCGAUCUCAUGUCCAUAUCCGCGCACAAGUUCUACGGGCCGAAGGGCAUUGGCGCGCUGUACUUGCGUCGCCGCCCACGCGUGCGAAUCGAGCCGCAGAUGAGCGGCGGCGGCCAGGAGCGCGGCCUGCGCUCGGGCACGCUGGCCACCCCGCUGGUCGUGGGCAUGGGCGAGGCCGCGCGCAUCGCAAACGAAGAGAUGCACUACGACCUGCAGCGCGUCACCCACCUCAGCAACCGCCUAUACGACGGAAUCGUCCAGCGCGUGCCACAGGUCGUGCUCAACGGGAGUAAGGACCACCGCUUUCCUGGCAACUUGAACAUCAGCUUUGCGUACGUAGAGGGCGAGAGCUUACUGAUGGCCCUCAAGGAUGUCGCCGUCAGUAGUGGCAGCGCGUGUACAAGCGCCAGUUUGGAGCCGAGUUAUGUGCUCAGGGCCCUGGGUGUAGAUGAUGACAUGGCGCAUACCAGCAUUCGUUUUGGAAUUGGACGCUUUACAACGGAGAAGGAGGUUGACUACGCCAUCGACUUGGCCGCGAAGCAUGUCAAGCGGUUAAGAGAUAUGAGUCCCCUGUGGGAAAUGGUGCAAGAGGGCGUGGAUUUGAAAUCCAUUAAGUGGACGCAAGAGCACUAGCAGCGGACCGCUUAUAUAUAUAGUUUGUGUAGCGGUGGCGUAAAGGAGAGAGUGCCUGUGUGCUA